Molecule: messenger RNA, 1302 nt
Organism: Zea mays
Lineage: Eukaryota; Viridiplantae; Streptophyta; Magnoliopsida; Poales; Poaceae
Product: type II inositol polyphosphate 5-phosphatase 15-like
Biological process (GO): phosphatidylinositol dephosphorylation
Molecular function (GO): phosphatidylinositol-4,5-bisphosphate 5-phosphatase activity; protein binding
Source: RefSeq, a predicted model, not a curated record
AUGUCUGCCAUUGCUGGCUCCUAUGGCUAUAUUGCCCCAGGUGAAAUUUGGUCCGGAUCAGAAGGCGGUAUCAUAAAGGCAUGGCCUUGGGACACCAUUGCUAAGUCCCUCUCAUUUACAUCAGGAAUAAGUCAUAAGGCUGUCUCGCUGGUUGAAAAAUCUUAUAUUGACCUUAGAAACCAUGCUACAAUUGGUAACCUGUGUUCUUUGCUUGCUGCUGAUGUGAAACACAUGCUCGCAGACAGCUGUCGAGCGAAAGUUUGGAGACUAACUAGCAUGACAUUUGCUCUUUGGGAUGCUAAGACUAGGGAACUUUUAAAAGUAUUUGGCAUCGAUGGACAAGUUGACUUAGCUCGUCCUGAGGCCCCAGUAAUGCCGGAACAAUUCAUAGAGGAAGAGAUUAAAGUAAAACCCACAAAGGGAGAGGCUCAAGGUUCUUUCACAUUUUUUCAGAAAUCUAGGAAUGCCUUGAUGGGCGCAGCUGAUGCUGUACGCAGAGUUGCAACAAAAGGGACAUGUGUGGAAGAUAAUCGGCGAACUGAAGCAGUGGCUCAAGCAAUGAAUGGGACAAUUUGGUCUGGUUGCACAGAUGGUUCAAUUAUUGUUUGGGAUGGAAAUGGGAAUAGACUGCGAGAAUUUCAUUACCAUAGUUCUUCUGUUCGAUGCAUAAAGACACUCGGAGACAGGGUUUGGGUGGGCUAUACAAGUGGCACUAUUCAAGUUAUCGAUGUCAAAGGUAACCUUCAGGCAGGAUGGAUUGGUCAUAGCUGCCCAGUCAUAGACAUGGCAAUUAGUGAUUCUUACAUUUUUUCUUUGGCACAUCAUGGUGGUAUUCGAGGAUGGCCUCUAAGUUCCCCUAGCUCUCUAGAUGAUAUUCUAUGCUAUGAGUUGGCUAGCAGGGAACUGUUAUAUACGAGGCUAGAGAACCUUAAAAUACUGGUUGGGACUUGGAAUGUUGCACAAGAGAAAGCUUCUCCUGAAGCACUAAGGUCAUGGUUGGGUGGUGCAUUUUUUGAUGUUGGGCUGGUGGUGGUUGGCGAGAUGGGUGCUGGAGUUCUUGCCAUGGCAGCUGCUAAAGAAAGUGUAGGGCUUGAAGGCAGUGGCAAUGGGCAGUGGUGGAUAGACAGUAUUGGCAAAACACUUGAUGAGGGGAUAUCCUUCCAUAGAGUUGGUUCAAGGCAGUUGGCAGGACUACUUAUUGCUGCAUGGGCAACGAAUGACCUUAGGCCACAUGUUGGUGAUGUUGAUGCUACUGCAGUGCCAUGUGGCUUUGGGCGUGCUAUUGGCAACAAGUUUCAGUAA